Zychaea mexicana is the source of this 4398-nucleotide messenger RNA. RefSeq lists its product as uncharacterized. Lineage: Eukaryota; Fungi; Mucoromycota; Mucoromycetes; Mucorales; Lichtheimiaceae. Gene Ontology annotation, molecular function: GTPase activator activity. The record is from RefSeq and is a predicted model, not a curated record. Gene Ontology annotation, biological process: activation of GTPase activity; regulation of small GTPase mediated signal transduction. The transcript has 14 exons. The coding region runs from base 1 to 4398 and encodes 1465 amino acids.
AUGUUUCUGGAUUGGAUAGCGCAGCUUCGUCUGCUGCAACAUGACCCUCAGACAAACAUUCUUGGAUCGCUUCCUUUAUCCAUACGGCGAGCGCUUAUAUCGGAAAUCACCAAUUACCUUCAACCAAUCCCUGGAAAACAUGUACCGGAUCCGAGCAUCUUUGCAUCACCAGCACACGUCAAAUGGUUCAUGGAAGUCCUUGGCCAAGGGUUUAGUCUACCGCUCGAAGACAUGGAGAUUACCAGCAACGACGUGAGCAUAUAUGCGCAAUGGCUGUUUGAACCGCACAUGAGACCAUCUGCUGUUGUCAGCGAAGGGCUUGAACAAGAGUUCUACCAGAUCAUAUUCCAUCAAUACUCGCUGUUAUUUCAACCACGGAUCACACAAACCCCUUCUGCUGCUGCUGCUGCUGCUACGACAACUGCCGCUGCUACCUCCUCUUCUUCAAAUCAUAGAAGCAAUAGUACAAUCAAUUAUAACCCUCAACAACAUCAGCAUCAGUCUUCUUCACAACAACAGCAUUCACAACAAAAUCAACACCAACAGCAGCAACAUCCACCUCACAAUCAAACACACCAACAGCAUCAUAGUAAUAAUGGUAGUAGUAGCAGUAGUAGCAAUAUACACGCGCAUGGAAGCAGUAGUGGACGUCCCAAUAGCUUUUAUCUCAAUAUGAUGCCAAUCAACCCACAUGCCAACCUCGUUCCAGUCACUUUACCAUCUCCAACCAAUGCAGCCUCGCCCCAUAUUGGAUCUGGUGCGCCCAGUGCUGCAGCGGCCAACGCUUCAGCUGCGUCUGCACUCAAGGAAACUUUAUCUCAAAUGGUCCAUCGACAUAUUGAGCUCUGUAAAAAGACGCUGACGGUGCUGGCCAUGGCAGGCAGAACUUUGGAAAUGACAGCCGAGACAUGGACUGUUCUCUUAAAGGUGGUCUUGGGUAUUUCGGAUUCUCUCUUGAAGGAACCAGUAGCGGAUGCUACAAUUAGUGGCGUUGCCAAUAUGGGCGAUGAAUUAUGCGAACAUUUAUUACGGGUAUUGUUUGAGCUUUGGUUACGAUCACGGAUACGAGAAGUAGAAAUGUGGGAUAUACUCAAGGAUUGCUUUAUGCGAUGGUCUCACCGGCCCAAAGUUAUCCAGCAUUGGAGCUCGACCUCACUUUCGUUGACGAACCGCGUACUUAAUUUAUUAUAUGGUUCGGAUGAAGGAACCGAUGUUGUUAUACUAUCCGCUAACGGCAUCAUUGUCAAGCUCGACCUAUCGCCCGAAUUUGUCUAUUACUCAUGGCAUCGUAUCCUCUACCUCGCACCGCAUCCACUCCACCUCCCACCAUCCAACUUCACCUUGAUGAUGCUCGGCAUUGGCCACUUGGUCGACUUAUUUAAUAAAGUCGGAGAACGCCAUGUCUCAGUAGCAGCAACGAGUAUCGAUGAUAACAACAACAGCAACACACCUGACGGCAACACCAUUUUGCACAUAUUCGGGACUUGGCUAUUUGAUGCCAGCUCCACCGCUCCUUCCGCCGACGUCAAUUCUCAACGUGGAUGUGCUGCUGCUUUUGCAUCUUUAUGCAAAGUGUUUUGUCGACCGCAGCGAUCCACGCCCUUCUUGCGAACCUAUAUUGAAAGAUUCUAUGCUGCCUUAUGCGUAGGACUUAAAUCGGACGCUUGUCUGCCUACCAUCUUGCUACAUUGUACAGAGCUUUUUGCGACGGAUUUAGACGGAGUCAGGAUGCUGGCACCAGAAUUUAUCGCGGCUAUCAAGAUGGUGUUGCCCAAGUUACAGAUUGAUUGUAAAGGAUUUGUUGGCGUGGACGACUUGAGACUUGCAGCAAUCAAAGUGGUGAGCACCAUCAUGUGUUUGCCAAACCACUUUGAUAAGGUCGAGCUCAAGCCCGGAUGGGACUGGGAUAUGCAAUGUGCUUCAGAUAAUGCAUCUGUUUUGGGUGAACAAGAACAAAUUGUGACGCAAUUGAUACGCGUUUUGUAUGCGGAUCAGCAUCAUGGUAGUGUUGAACGACCGUUCACAGGCCUCAAAUUCUACAUAUUGGAACUACUGCUCAUGUCUUUACGCACAGAGACGUCUUCAUAUAACAUGAGAUACUUGUUGCAUCUUAUAAACGUCUAUGUAAUCGAAGAUGUCCCGUUCUGCCCAGGGCUUGUUGGAACUGUAGUCAAAUUGAUCGAAGAGAAGAUCCUGACUAUGCAAAUGCCGUCCGAUGUAACUUUGGUCGCUUUUGACGUUUUGAUCGACUUCGUGGACCUAUAUGAUUACAACGUUGCACGAGAAUUGGUUUUGGCACUAAGUCGAUAUGUUGAUGCAUUGAUUAAUGCUGGCAAACUGAUCCAUUCGUACCCUUUGAUCGUUCAAGCCUAUGAUUGUAUGAUUAAAUGGAUAUUGGUGAGCCAAUGGAUCAUGGAUGACCAAGAUUGCUACAAAGCAGUGAUUGCGACCUUGAGCAAAGGCAUUACCAUCUUUGACCGAGAAACCGACACCACCAAUACCGUUGAAUCCCAGCAUCCCGAAAAAAAGAAACGACGCGAUACGACAUUUCCACCAACAAAACAAUUGUUCCAAUUACCACCGAGAGCAAACAAGCCAACAACCACAUCAUCAAACACAGCAAGUAAUCCACUUCAACAAUCAUCCAGUGGUAGUGGAGGCAGAAGCAACUCGACGGUGUAUAAAAAGGAGGAAGUGGCCGUACGGAUGGCUGCAGAAUACUGCAUGUCUCAAUUUGUCAACCAGCUGGGCAAGUUUCCUAUGUGGAACGAACAACGGUUCUCGAAUCGAAAGGCAAUGAUUAUGAGUGAUCUACAGCAGGUCAAGUAUCGUCGCUGGAAGCAACAUCAACAAGGCAAAACGGAUAAUAAGAGCAACACAACGAUAAACGAUAGUAAUAAUUCAACAUGGGAAUCGCGCGAUUCGAUUCGAUACUUUUUGUUCGACAAGAGGAUGAUUCUAGCAGUGUAUGACGUUGAAAGCACGUUUGGGCCCAAGGAAACACCUGCUGUUGUUGCCAUUAUACGUGAUACUACGGGCAAGUAUGUAUGGUCAGUCGAAACUCGAUACAAGGAUCCUCGAAAAGUUGCCAAUGGUUCACCAACAACAGCUUCACCAACUACAUCGCCUUCUGGGACCACCUCUCCGCCUGCAUUGUUGGAAAAUAACGGCGACUCGCCUUUGACAGACGGUAGCGGACCAACCAUUACUGGCAACAACAAUAGCAACAAUGCAAGAAGACAGCAGCAACAGCAACAACAGCAAAAUAAUAACGUCCUGCAAGUACCUGUUGCACAAGCAGUCAACGAAGAUGCAAUUCCAAAUAUUGACAAUUUGUUCGACAAGAGUUCGGAUAAUUGGAAACAGUGGGCAUCGAUCCAAUCACUCGCGGAACGUGAACAAAGUGCUGAAACGGCUGCAGUUGAAAAGUCAAAGAAGAAACCGCUGGAUCGGUACAGUGCACUACCAACGGGUGAAAACAUCAACACAGACAGUGCACGAGGUUUUCGACUCUUACUCUCCGAACUUGGAUUAUUAUUGCCUCAGAACCGUGCACAUAUUACCCCGUUACGAAUUACUGAUACCCUAAUCACUGAAAUAGAAACUUUGGAUAUGCUAAACGAACGCGACUGUAUAUCAGUCACUGCCUAUUACGCACAAUCCGGAAACACAUCUUGGUCCGAGCUCGUAGAAUCACCAGCUGCUAUCAGCGAACAGUUUCUACAAUAUCUCAAUUGCUUGGGCUGGCCGGUAGAGAUUGCCGAACAUCAAGGUUUUCGAGGAAAAUUGGAUCCAGCGAUUUGCGACACAAUGCCUUAUUAUGCCGACCGAACCAUAGAGUUUUUGGUCAAUGUGCCUUACUUGCUCAAGACGCCACCUGCAGACAAUGGUGUAUGGGGCACCACACAGACACUAUCAAAAAUCCAUCAACAAGUAUCAUCGGAUGAUCAUGUUUGUAUAGUAUGGAUCGAGGAUUUGACAAACUAUACCGAGCUGGCUCGGCGUAUCAAAAUGUCAAGUUCGAAUAAUGCCAAAUCGAUGGUCUUUAUCUUCAUUAAUCCCUUAAAAAACAGUGGCAAUGGGCUGUACUGGAUCCGAAUCUUAAUACCGUCUAUCGGUAAUAACGCUACUUCGGUUAUGGCAAGCCAGCGACUGAAUGAAAAUGCAUUGAUAUUCGGCCCACUUGUGGACGGAAUCAUUGUGAGUCGACAUGCACUCGGCGCGAUGGUGAGAAACACAGCAAUUUCUGCACACCAAGCAUGCCGGGUUGUUACAGAAACGUAUACCCGUCCCUAUGUCAUGCGGAAACAAUUUAUUGAAGAAAUGGCACAUCGCCACCGUAGCAAACAGCAAUUUUCAGAAUUUUACUCUGAAGUUUUCAUCGGAAAAGACAAUUAA